AUGCGCCUGCUUCUGGGGAGUCUCUUUGCUUGCAUAGUUUCCAUAGGAGUCUUCCAAUUUCGAGCUCGCUAUUACCCUGGUGAAUCCGAUUGUAACCAAGAUGCUCCCAUUCUUCUGUCAAACCACUCGUGGAAGGCCUGCAAUGUAUUCAGUUUGGAGUACGAAGAGGCCAGGACGAAAUUUAGGGCAGCGGUCAAGAGUCUGGAGGGCUCUACAAAUGUCGAAAGUUUCAUACUGCCCGUUGUAGAUGAUUUGACAAUUGAUGUCGCCGUUCUCAAAGGGACAGGGAAGGGUACGAUUGUGCAUGUUUCUGGAACACAUGGCGUGGAAGGUUACGCAGGAUCUGCAAUUCAACUUGCAUUUCUCGACUACGUGAAUCGAGAUAAUCUUACAUCAGACCGACCUACGAUUGUACUUGUCCAUUCGCUUAACCCUUAUGGCAUGAAGUUUUACCGACGCGCAAAUGAGAACAAUGUCGACCUCAAUCGCAAUGCAAUUGAUAAUUUUGACGAGUUUGUGAAGAGUAGGGACCCAAAUAUUGCCAGCUAUGAUACCUUUCGUGACUUUGUGAGCCCUGAACGAGAGCCGAAUCUUUGGGAUAGCACUCUUGGUUGGUGGCUGGGUGCACUUCCAAAAGUUUUGAAGAACGGAUUUUCACCAAUGAAGCGAGUCUUGGUGGCAGGUCAGUAUCACCAUCCUACUGGAUUCUCCUUUGGUGGCACCAGCAUGCAACCUUCUAUCGAGCUUAUCGAAAACUUUAUGGUACAGCAUGGCCUUCUCCCAGGAGAAGUUACUUGGAUUGAUGUACACACGGGACUUGGGAAGAUCGCGAAGGAUACAUUAAUGUUCGAGGCAACGACGCAUAGCCAAUCGUCACUUCGGGUCUAUUUCCCAACCGCCGAACACAUUGUAACCCCAGAAGUACAAGACAAAAAAGCAAUGAGUGGAUAUGAUUUGACGCGGGGUAUUCUGGCUGCAUACUUGCAGGAGCAGUAUCCUGAAGGGUUGUUUAUUCUUCAGGAGUUUGGGACUUUGCCUCCCAUAUUUGUUGGACGCUCACUCAUAUUGGAGAAUAUGAUACACCACUAUGGUACAAAUAAAGCGGCUGGAAGAGCGCUGCUACAGACUUCGUUCUAUCCACAGUCGACAAAGUGGCGAGCAUCCAUAGUCCAAAGGGGUGUAUCGCUAAUCCUUCAAGCUGUGGAAUUGUCAGCACGAAGUAAAUAG
This is a messenger RNA of Cylindrotheca closterium, 1227 nucleotides long. NCBI's taxonomy places the organism in Eukaryota, Bacillariophyta, Bacillariophyceae, Bacillariales, Bacillariaceae. The record is from the annotation of a GenBank genome assembly.